AUGGGUUUAGCAUUUUCGAGUAUUUUGAGUAUAUUCUCUAAGAAGGAGUAUAAAUUAGUCGUUAUAGGAUUAGAUAACGCGGGUAAAACGACGAUAUUAUAUAGAGUAACGCAGGGCGAAGUUAUAGCGACAGCGCCAACGGUUGGUAGUAAUUUAGAGCAAUUUGAAUACAAGAAUCUAAAGUUCGCACUCUGGGAUAUCGGCGGUCAGCAGCAACUAAGGUCGACCUGGUCUGCGUAUUAUAAUCAAGCGAAAGCGGUAAUAUUAGUAGUAGACAGCUGUGAACCGGAUAGGUUGAAUGUCGUUAAAGAGGAACUCCAUAGAGCAUGUCAGGAUGAGCAACUGAAAGAUGCACUGCUUUUGGUAUGGGCUAAUAAGCAGGACCGUAAGGAUCAAGCUAGCACUCCAGCUGAGAUAUCCUCUAAGCUAGAACUCACUGCUCUCAAGGAUAGACAGUGGUCCAUCUUCCCGUGCUCUGCACUCACGGGCGAUGGGCUAUCAGAAGGUUUAGAUUGGCUUACAGAGCGUAUAAGUUAG
Messenger RNA from Wallemia mellicola CBS 633.66, 537 nucleotides. Its product is annotated as adp-ribosylation factor, arf. The coding region runs from base 1 to 537 and encodes 178 amino acids. The record is from RefSeq and is a predicted model, not a curated record. Gene Ontology annotation, cellular component: trans-Golgi network; cytoplasm. Gene Ontology annotation, biological process: vesicle-mediated transport; intracellular protein transport; protein localization to Golgi membrane. Gene Ontology annotation, molecular function: GTP binding; GTPase activity. Lineage: Eukaryota; Fungi; Basidiomycota; Wallemiomycetes; Wallemiales; Wallemiaceae. The transcript has 3 exons.